Molecule: messenger RNA, 801 nt
Organism: Saccharomyces mikatae IFO 1815
Lineage: Eukaryota; Fungi; Ascomycota; Saccharomycetes; Saccharomycetales; Saccharomycetaceae
Gene: PRP11
Product: spliceosome assembly protein PRP11
Exons: 1
Coding region: 1-801 (266 amino acids)
Biological process (GO): spliceosomal complex assembly
Cellular component (GO): catalytic step 2 spliceosome; U2 snRNP; U2-type prespliceosome
Molecular function (GO): zinc ion binding; nucleic acid binding
Source: RefSeq, a predicted model, not a curated record
AUGAACUAUUUAGAAGGUGUUGGGUCCAAGAAAGGUGGUGGUGGCAUAGCCUCAGAAUCGCAGUUCAACCUACAGCGAAGAAAAGAAGUUGAAUCUUUGCUUAACAAAGGUGAAGAUGUACCGUACACUUUCCAAGAUGAGGAAGAGAAUCAAGUAAGAUCCAACCCGUACAUUUACAAAAACCACUCCGGUAAAUUAGUUUGUAAACUAUGUAAUACAAUGCACAUGUCGUGGUCUAGUGUUGAAAGACAUCUGGGUGGUAAAAAGCAUGGAUUAAAUGUAUUGAGGCGAGGUAUCAGCAUAGAGAAAAAUAAUCAUGGAAAAGAAGGCCAAACAACCCAGGAUUUCCAGCAAGAACAAAAGAUAAUUGAAGCUAAGCGAUCUUUAAGAAACAAUGGUGUGAUUCCCAUUUCUAGAGUAGCUACUAUAAAAAAUCCGAAAACUGGAUUGGUAGGUCUGGCUAUUCAGGUCAACUAUAGUGGUGAAGCCAGAGAAAAUGACGAUGGUAAGAGUAAUAUGAUCAACAUUCCACCUCUCAUUAGAAUCGUAUCAGGACUAGAAUUGUCAGAUUCAAAGCAGAAGGGAAGAAAAUUUUUAGUCAUUGCAUAUGAACCUUUCGAAAACGUUGCCAUUGAGCUACCUCCAAACGAGAUACUUUUCGGCGGAAACGAUGAGAUGAACUCUUAUAAGGAUGGAGUAGAUGAGCUAAAUGGAAAAUGUACAUUUUGGGAUGCUGUUUCAAAACUGUAUUACGUUCAACUUUUCUUUAAACAAGAGGAACAAGAACAAACUGGCGCUUGA